Molecule: messenger RNA, 1564 nt
Organism: Danio rerio (zebrafish)
Lineage: Eukaryota; Metazoa; Chordata; Actinopteri; Cypriniformes; Danionidae
Gene: plppr2a
Product: phospholipid phosphatase related 2a
Biological process (GO): phospholipid metabolic process
Cellular component (GO): plasma membrane
Source: RefSeq, marked provisional
AGAGAGAGAGAGAGAGAGAGAGGGAAACAUUUCCUGAUGGAUCGUUGAAUAAAGUGGGAGCAUGAGAGGAGGAUCAGAGCAGAAAGGAGGAGGAUCUACAAUGGCAGCAGAAGAGAAACCUGCUGUGAAGAGCAGCAGCUCCAUUAUACCAUGUUUCCUAUUUGUGGAGCUGGUGAUCAUGGCAGGCACCGUGCUCAUGGCGUACUACUUUGAAUACACGGACACCUUCCCCGUGCACAUCCAGGGCUUCUUCUGCUUCGACAAGGCGUUCUCCAAACCGUACCCGGGACCGGAUGAGACCAGCAACGUGCCGCCGGUGCUCGUGUACUCGCUGAUAGCUGCUAUUCCCACUAUAACCAUUUUGGCUGGUGAGGUGAUGGUGUUUUUCAUGAGGGCGGAGGGCACGCAGGAGAAGACAAUCGUCACUGCAGACUGCUGUUACUUCAACCCUCUGCUGAGGCGCAUCAUACGCUUCCUCGGUGUCUACACCUUUGGCGUCUUCACCACCACUAUCUUUGCGAACGCCGGACAGGUAGUGACAGGAAACCAGACGCCUCACUUCCUGUCGGCAUGCAGACCAAACUACACAGCACUGGGCUGCCAUUCAAACCUCCAGUACAUCACCGAACGCAAAGCCUGCACCGGAAACCCGCUCAUAGUGGCGUCUGCCAGAAAAUCCUUCCCCUCCAAGGACGCAGCGCUCAGUGUUUACUCUGCAGUGUACACUGUGAUGUAUGUGACGCUGGUGUUCAGGACUAAAGGGACGCGUCUGACCAAACCCACACUCAGUCUGACUCUGCUGUGUCUGGCCAUGUUGGUGGGUGUUGUUAGAGUGGCUGAAUACCGAAACCACUGGUCGGACGUCCUCGCCGGAUUCUUCACCGGUGGAGCCAUCGCUGUGUUUCUGGUGACAUGCGUGAUCAACAACUUCCAGCAGACAAAGCCUCCUCCCCCGGCGGUGCGAGUCCAGCGGCCUGAGUCUGUUCUGGGCAUGCCCAUGGUGGCGCUGCCCUGCGUUGAGAGUCCACUUGAAAAACUCCAAGGGGAUCUCCAUUCACUGAGAUCACAUGACCAUCAGCCUCAUCGGUUCCCCGUCCCCCCCGAUGUCCUCAUACCGUCUCGCUCCAUUUCCAGCGAAGUCUAGACCAGCCGUCCCAGCACGCGCACCACUGCGCCGCCCACUCCGCGGGACGCUCCAACAACCUGCAGCGCUCCUACUCCACGCAGGUCUAGAUUUCCACACCUCCAACCCCUCAUCCUCCAUACUCCUCCAUGCUGCCGAUAGGGCCUCCACAAACCGCUCAAACAAGCACUUUUAGAGAGCCUGCUCCAAGAACGCAAGAGACCAUGGGCAGGCGUCAUGGUCUUGCCGGAGAGUUUGUUUGGACUGUGGGUGGAGGAUGCGCACCUGCUCAGACCUCUCGAAACCAACCCGACCUACUUCCUGGGGAACCGAUGAAGAAAUCUCGAUCAGCUUUUGGCUGACUCGCAAAAACUUGAUUUUUACUGAAAGUGUCAAAUGUUUUCGUUCUUAUGUACUGUAAAUACAUUGUGUUUCUUGUUC